Messenger RNA from Episyrphus balteatus (marmalade hoverfly), 852 nucleotides. RefSeq names its product larval cuticle protein 65Ag1-like. The transcript has 2 exons. Gene Ontology annotation, cellular component: chitin-based extracellular matrix. The record is from RefSeq and is a predicted model, not a curated record. The coding region runs from base 428 to 751 and encodes 107 amino acids. NCBI's taxonomy places the organism in Eukaryota, Metazoa, Arthropoda, Insecta, Diptera, Syrphidae. Gene Ontology annotation, molecular function: structural constituent of chitin-based larval cuticle.
CAAAAAAUAAAAAAAAGAUACAUAAAUGCAUUAAGAAGAUACUUUGGUGAAUAAAAGACACACAUCAAAUCAUAAGUUACACAUCAAAGAUAUUUUUACAAUAUCUAACAACGAAUUUAUAAAUAAGAAAAAUUAUACAUACAUAUCUUCAACUAUCAAACAACCUAAAGUGAGACUACCUACUUGAAUUAACCUCAUAGCUUGUUCAUGCAUAUUUAAUUUGUCACUGGUUAAGAUUAUUUAUUUGCAAAAAUUAUGCGUGCACACACUAAUACCGGUUCAAUGAGCUUCCCAAAUUUAUGAAUUUCUUAUUAGAUUUUGUUUAACUAUUGCCGAUUAUAAAUUGAUGAGAUAUCGCAGUUGUAAGUCAUUAAGUCUCUAGCUUUCAACAGUCUAGCACUACCAAACACACCAAAAAAAUCUCAACAUGAAAUUCGUCAUUGUUUUCGUUGCUCUUUUCGGUUUGGCUUUGGCCGCUCCACCAUCCGCAUCCGGAGAAGCUUCCAUCGUCCGUUCAGACUCUGAAGUAGGACCACAAAGCUACAACUACGCUGUUGAAACCAGCGAUGGCAAGUCUGCCAGCGAAGAAGGUCACAUUGAAAACCUUGGAGCCGAAGAUGAGGCUAUCGCAGUCAAGGGUCAAUUCAGCUACAUCGGUGAUGAUGGUGUCACCUACCAAGUCAGCUACAUCGCCGACAAGAACGGUUUCCAACCCUCAGGUGCUCAUUUGCCAGUUGCCCCAGAAGUUUAAGCUAUAAUUGACUUCUUGUGAUCUGUUUAAACUGCCUGUUUCUGUCUAUUUGUUGUGAAAAUUCGUAUCAGUCACUGAAAGAAUUACCAAUGAUAAGACUU